AUGUUUCACAAGCACGAGUCUAGAACAGUUCCAACCGUGGAACAACAACCCGUCGAAGACGUGUCGAAAUUUCAAUCUAAAGCUCUCGUGCACAUAAAUUCCUAUCCUCUAGUACAGGAAACGGAGGGAUUUUUGUCCAAAGUCCCCGCGGCAAGGAUAUUAGCCGCUAACACCAAACCGAUUUACGAGAGCGUGGUCAACUCCAAACCAGCCCAAUGGGUCCUUCCGCUUACAAAGAUGGUGGAUUCGAUCGCCGAUAGGACUCUCAGUCUCACCGAUAGAGUCGUACCAUCUCUUAAGACGAAGACGUACCACAGACUGGGAGAAGAGGCAAUGCUUCCAUACACCUAUACGAAGAGCGCCGUGGGGAAAGUCGGAACGGCCACUAUAAGUGCAGCUGACACGUAUGUUUACACACCAACGCACAACCAAGUUCUAAAGUUUAGGCAAUUUUACAACGAAAAAGUUUAUGACACGCACGGAAGACCCUUGAUCCGCAGUUCCUUAGAUCCAAUUGUUGCUCCUUGCAACAAGAAAUUCGAAGCUGUUACUCAUACUUACUUGCCAGAGGGUAAGCAGGUACCAACAGAUGGAUAUAAUAGUGAGAUCUCCAGAAGUGCAGCUCUUACUGUUAAUCUAGUACAGAGAGCAGCUCCCGUAGCUGAAAGUAGAGUUACUAACUUAGUACUAGCACCAUAUCGCUAUGCCAAACACGUAAACAGUAUCUUCAACCAUAAUCUCGACAAACAGGAAGACUUGUCUUUGAAAAAUUCAUGGAUAGCAUCCAAGAACGCAGUUGCCGAGUUAAAUAAAGAGACUCUAGAUUACGUUAGGAACACCGCACCUGUCCGGAAAAUGUCUAGAUCCAAGAGAUUUGCUCCUGCUUCAGCGGUAUCGCCUAUUGCAGCGUAA
Lachancea fermentati is the source of this 912-nucleotide messenger RNA. NCBI's taxonomy places the organism in Eukaryota, Fungi, Ascomycota, Saccharomycetes, Saccharomycetales, Saccharomycetaceae. The record is from the annotation of a GenBank genome assembly.